GACUACUGAGGUUAGGACUGGGCAACAAAACUCUCAUUGGAGGCAAAGCUCGUUCUUCCCGAAGGCAGGCUCUGAGCGGUAAUCGGGUGUUCAUAAUCCACGCAUUGCGCUUUGUCAAUUAUCCUUUCAAUCGAAGAUUAAUCUGUUCUUUAAGGAAAGGGCGUGACUAAAGAUUUUCCGUCUGCCAUUUUUGCGUGUGAAGCCAUGCAAAUGUGCAGCGUCCCAAUUCGAACCCCGUCUUGGUUUUCCACUCGAAAGCUCUUAGAGCAGAAGCUUUCAGAUCUCCACAAGUGCACAAACCUCAACCAAGUAAAGCAACUCCACGCUCAAAUCCUCAAAUCCAAUCUUCACGUCGACCUCUUCGUUGUUCCCAAACUCAUAUCUGCCUUCUCCCUCUGUCGCCAAAUGCUUCUUGCCACUAAUGCUUUCAAUCAAGUGCAAUAUCCAAACGUCCACUUAUACAACACUAUGAUUCGUGCCCACUCCCAUAACUCCCAACCCUCUCAAGCCUUUGCCACUUUCUUUGCUAUGCAACGUGAUGGACACUACGCCGAUAAUUUCACUUUCCCGUUUCUUUUGAAAGUCUGUACAGGGAAUGUGUGGUUGCCUGUUAUUGAAAGUGUACAUGCCCAAAUCGAGAAAUUUGGGUUCAUGUCGGAUGUAUUCGUGCCAAAUUCUCUAAUUGAUUCAUAUUCCAAAUGUGGGUCUUGUGGAAUUUCGGCAGCAAAGAAGUUGUUUGUGUCAAUGGGGGCUCGUAGGGAUGUUGUGUCAUGGAAUUCAAUGAUCUCUGGAUUAGCGAAAGGUGGGUUGUAUGAAGAAGCUCGAAAGGUGUUUGAUGAAAUGCCCGAAAAGGAUGGUAUUAGUUGGAACACAAUGUUGGAUGGGUACGUUAAAGUUGGCAAAAUGGAUGAUGCCUUUAAAUUGUUUGAUGAAAUGCCUGAGAGGAAUGUUGUCUCUUGGUCAACAAUGGUGUUAGGGUAUUGCAAGGCAGGGGAUAUGGAGAUGGCACGGAUGUUGUUCGAUAAAAUGCCAGUGAAGAAUUUGGUUUCUUGGACUAUAAUUGUAUCUGGGUUUGCUGAGAAAGGGCUAGCUAGAGAGGCCAUUAGCUUGUUUGAUCAAAUGGAAAAGGCUUGCUUGAAGUUGGACAAUGGGACGGUAAUGAGUAUUUUGGCUGCUUGUGCUGAGUCUGGUUUGCUUGGGCUUGGUGAGAAAAUACAUGCUUCUAUUAAGAACAAUAAUUUCAAAUGUACUACUGAAAUCUCCAAUGCUUUGGUUGAUAUGUAUGCAAAAUGUGGUAGGUUGAAUAUUGCAUAUGAUGUUUUUAAUGACAUAAAAAAUAAAGAUGUUGUGUCUUGGAAUGCUAUGCUUCAAGGGCUUGCAAUGCAUGGACAUGGCGUGAAAGCACUUGAGCUUUUCAAAAGAAUGAAAGAAGAGGGUUUCUCACCCAAUAAAGUUACAAUGAUCGGAGUCUUGUGUGCUUGUACGCAUGCAGGAUUGAUCGACGAUGGCAUUCGCUACUUCUCUACGAUGGAAAGGGACUACACCCUUGUUCCUGAAGUUGAGCAUUAUGGCUGCAUGGUAGACCUUUUGGGUCGCAAGGGAAGGCUUGAGGAAGCCAUAAGGCUCAUUCGCAACAUGCCAAUGGCACCAAAUGCGAUCAUUUGGGGAACCCUUUUGGGGGCAUGUCGCAUGCAUAAUGCUGUUGAACUUGCGAGGGAGGUUCUUGAUCAUUUGGUUGAGCUGGAACCGACUGAUUCGGGUAAUUUUUCCAUGUUGUCUAACAUUUAUGCUGCGGCAGGGGACUGGAAUUGCGUUGCCAACACGAGGUUGAGAAUGCGGAGUAUUGGAACUAAAAAACCGUCGGGUGCUAGUUCCAUCGAGGUCAACAAUGAGGUUCAUGAAUUUACAGUUUUUGAUCGAUCACAUCCAAAAUCUGAUAAUAUAUAUCAGGUGAUUAAUGGAUUGCGUCAUGAACUUAAACAAGUUGAGUGCUUUUCAAACAUGUGUUAAUAGAGUUUGGGGUAGCUAUAGAAUUGUAGAAGAUCUCUACUUAGAGAUGUGACGUGAUCUUGAAAUGUGACAAGUAAGUAAAGACUAAUUUGUAAGAGGUUCUAAUGGAGGGGCAUGGUCAAGCUGACAUACAUGACUGCACAAUUAAACUGAGAGUAAAUCCUCAAAAACAGAGAGACAAGGUGUGCAUUGGCUGCGGUGCUGGAUUUGGAGGCGAUAGGCCAACUGCGGCUCUUAAAUUGCUUCAGAGGGUCAAAAAUCUAAACUAUCUUGUACUUGAAUGCCUAGCAGAACGCACUCUGGCAGAUCACUAUCAAGUUAUGUUGUCUGGUGGUGAUGGUUACGAUCCAAGGAGUAUGCCCUUGUUUAAUAAUCAUAUUUAGCCUACAAUUUUUCUAUCAAUUAUAUUUUUAUCAUUUCUUUCUCACAUUCAUACUUGAAAGUUCUUAAAAUUGUUGAGAUGGUAGCUCUUUGUUAUGAAGCUGGCAAAAGGUUCCUUAGAUUUGUUAGAAGUAUAUUAGUAUUUCUAAAAACAUUGAGCUCAUUUUCAUGCAUUGACAUUUGGAUACUGUGAUUUUGGUCAAAAUUCGUUCUAUCUUUUGUGCAACAAGAUUGUUAGUUUAUGCCGUACUCA
Messenger RNA from Cucumis sativus (cucumber), 2644 nucleotides. Its product is annotated as pentatricopeptide repeat-containing protein At3g29230. The transcript has 4 exons. NCBI's taxonomy places the organism in Eukaryota, Viridiplantae, Streptophyta, Magnoliopsida, Cucurbitales, Cucurbitaceae. Gene Ontology annotation, molecular function: RNA binding; protein binding. Bases 205 to 2010 code for a protein of 601 amino acids. Gene Ontology annotation, biological process: RNA modification. The record is from RefSeq and is a predicted model, not a curated record.